This is a messenger RNA of Aspergillus pseudotamarii, 573 nucleotides long. RefSeq lists its product as uncharacterized. Bases 143 to 328 code for a protein of 61 amino acids. The record is from RefSeq and is a predicted model, not a curated record. NCBI's taxonomy places the organism in Eukaryota, Fungi, Ascomycota, Eurotiomycetes, Eurotiales, Aspergillaceae. The transcript has a single exon.
GGGUUUUUCUUUUUGUCUGUUUAUGAUUUUAUUGAGGUUCUCAAGUAUCAGGUUUAAUAUGGAGUAUGGAAAGUGACUUUAGAGUUUAGGUUAGGGUUGUUACUUAACCUUUUAAGUUGUCUUGGGGGAGGGUGUCGUCAGGAUGGAUGUCGAUGAUGCAAGAGGCUUACUGGCGUUUCUAUUGGUUUCGGGGGUGGUGGCUUUUAGAUAUCCUUGGUUCAAGAGUGGGUUCGAAUUGGCUUUUUAUGGGAUUGUGCCUGAUCGAUGGGGAUAUAUUUCGUUGUGCAUAUACUCUCUGGUGGGUAUGAUAUCCAAUUCUUCAUCAUGAUAAAUAACAUCAAAUAUCCUUCUCCUUCCUCAAUGUCGGCUCAUCCUCGUCUACGUCCCCUACACCUCCGUCCGACGGUCUCUUUUGAGCCUGCGUGGAGAUAAACCGGAUCAUACUCUCGCAAAGACGAUCAAGAACCCACUCCGGCUCUGUCUGUGAAGCCAGCAUGGGGCUAUUCUCACCCAUCCAGUCCCAAUUCAGAAGCCCAUAUUCAUCCUCAUAUAAAACCGUAUCCCCCGGACUCG